Carcharodon carcharias (great white shark) is the source of this 1820-nucleotide messenger RNA. RefSeq names its product distal membrane arm assembly component 2 (gene dmac2). The record is from RefSeq and is a predicted model, not a curated record. Lineage: Eukaryota; Metazoa; Chordata; Chondrichthyes; Lamniformes; Lamnidae. The coding region runs from base 49 to 855 and encodes 268 amino acids. The transcript has 6 exons.
AGGGCCACUCUUGCGCUGGACGCAGCCUCAUUGGCGCGGUGGUGAGGAAUGACGGCGGCGGUGCUGGGCCGCUGGGCUGCGCUCUCCUCACGGGGAACGGUUGGUGCGUAUCAGCUUUUGGUGCCACAUGGAUGCUGGGCACACAGUGACUCCUCCAAGCUGGCACCAGGUCAUUGGGCACAGCGUUGGCUCCUGAAACUUUACGAACGCUUUUUUGACAUUGAAAACCUUUUCAACUGGAGCAUUGCGUUUCGAAAUUGGAACCUGCGGAGGAAAAACGGAUACUAUGGAUACACCCAGAGAACAUAUGGCAUUUAUGUUGCUGCAGCUUACUACAUCCUGCAGCAGAGAGGAGCUGUACGGUUUGCAGGGCAGGAGGAAUGGUUCCGGGCAGAUGGAAGGGGCAAGUUCAGCUGGGAUUUCCUGAAUCUCAAAGAUGUCCCACUCGAAGCAGUCGAUGCCAGCGGCACCUUGAUGACCUAUGACGGGAUGGAGAAUUUAGUGUGUUUGAAGGAACUGAAGUAUUUGAACCUGAGCAGCUGCCCCUACAUCGAUGACUGGUGCCUGAGCCGGCUGUAUGUGUUUGGAGACUCGCUUGAAGAGUUAGAGCUCUCCGGGUGCCCUCGAGUCACAGAGCGAGGCCUGGUCUCACUGCACCACCUGAAGAACUUAAAGCGCCUGGGCCUGUCAGACCUGCCUGUUGUGGACAACCGAGGACUGGUGAGAAUUCUGCUGGAAGAGAGCCUGCCACAGUGCAAGAUUGUGGGGAUUGAGUACGAGGAUGGGUUAUUGCAGCAGACCCUGCUCAAACAGGACCCUGAACUGAGCACCUCCUCUCUGAAGUCAAGGCAGUGAUCGACGUGGCCACACCUUCCUGAACCAACCUGGUUGUACCAAGAGCUCACUUCUGUUUUCUGAGGGAUUUCCAACAACUUAUAGAUCUCCUGCCAUUUGCAAACAGCUCCCAGCCCAGUGUCAGUGCUGCCCUUGAAUCAGCCACUAGAGGAUGGACUCAAGCAGUACGUGGUGACAGUUUAGCUGCCUUCCUCUCUGUUUCUGAUAAACCUAAUGGUGUGCAUUAGCCUGGAAAGGACUUGUGAAAUCAGCGUUUGACCGCAUUGCACCUUAUUGCAACACGGUCCUUACAGAAUCGUUUCUGUUUAAAGAAGGCUGUCCCUUCCUGUCAAAACGUUUUUGUCACAAUUGAAGCCCAAUUGCUCUUUCAAAUAUCUGAAGAGAAAGUUGAUUAAAUUUGAAGUUCAAAUAGUUUUAUUUGUUUGACAUUGGUGCCCAGUUUAUCACUGGCAUCAUUGUGGUGGAUGUGGGGGAGAGAGUAGGGGGCUGUUUUUAAUUAUUCAUGGAAUGGUUCCUAAGGCGCCAAAGGAAGCCAUUCGUCCCAUCGUGUCUGCGCUGGCCCUCUGAAGGAGCGGUUCACCAUGUACUGUUCCCCUCCUUUCACCCCACAGCCCUGCAAAUUCAUUCUCAGAAUCUGAGCGUUGCUGGCAAUGGUCAGCAUUUGUUGCCCACCCCCUAAGUGCCCUCGAUAAAAUAAUGUUGGGGUUGAACCGCUGCAGGCCUUGUGGUGAAGCUGCACCCACACUGCUGCUAGGGAGGGAGAUCCAGGAUUCUGACCCAGUGCCGCUGAUAUCUACAGUAACUUAAAGGAGCAGGAAGCUUUGUUUAAAAAUAUAUACACACACGUGGGUUUUCCAUGCCCGUGCGGAGAAAUUCAUUAGAACAGAAGGAGGCCAUUUAGUCCCUCAAACCUGCUUACAAUGAGAUCAUGGCAGAUCUGUGAUCGCCAUAUUAAACCACCCCCC